This is a messenger RNA of Sycon ciliatum, 982 nucleotides long. RefSeq lists its product as uncharacterized. Lineage: Eukaryota; Metazoa; Porifera; Calcarea; Leucosolenida; Sycettidae. The record is from RefSeq and is a predicted model, not a curated record. The coding region runs from base 119 to 742 and encodes 207 amino acids. The transcript is spliced from 4 exons.
GUCAGCGCCUACAAACCACGACAUAAAGGCACGCAGGGGAUUUCUUCUCCUUACCCAAAUUCACUUUUUGUUCAGGCAUUUUCCGCUGUGUUGUGUUGUUCACGGCAAGCAAGUCAAGAUGAAUGUUCGCGUGUGGCAAGUGACCUUGUCAGUGGUCUUGGCCGGUAUCCUGGUCGCCACAGCCGUCAGAGCCAGCAGUGGCAAUGAUUGCUGCACUGCCAUCGUCAGGGGUCUUCAUGGCUUCGUCUGCGCUCUCUGGUUCGGAACGGCUGCCUGGGGAGCCAUCUUCCAAGGUGUACUGAUGCUGGAGAUUCUCCCCCGUCACCACUUUGGCAACCUGCAGUCUCAGGUCAUCCCGAUCAUGUUCCAGUUUGGCAACAUCUGCAUGGGAUUGGCCAUCGCCACUUUCCUCCACCAGCACCCAGUGGCCACUUUGAACGGAGAGGAAAUGGUUCAACUCAUCGUUCUGGCAGUCAGUCUGGUCACCUCCAUGCUCAACAACGUCUGGUUCCUGCCCAACGGUACACGCAUCAUGCGCGUAUGCCACAAGAUGGAGAAGGAGGUCGGUGAGGGCCAUGCUAUCCGCUUCUUGGACAUGAAGAAAUUCGAGGGUAAUGCCAAGUACACUGCCCUGCGCAAGGAGUUUGACUUCUACCAUGUCGGCACCCAGCUGACCGGCGUCAUCUCUUGUGCUUGCGUCGCCUAUCGCAUGGCCUACAUCUGCAGCCGCUACGCCAUCUAACUUGGCGCACAAUUGGACUCUUCGCAGCAGUCUGAUCAAUUAUUUUAAGGCUUUUACCACCGUCGGGAGCUAGCUCACCUAACUCAAGUGUCCGGCUGAUUUCCACAUCCUAUCAUCAGUCUUGUCGUAUUGCUUUUCGCAUUUGCUUAUACCAAUAUUAGUGUUUCACAUGCAGAAGUCUAUCACCAGGAAUAGAGAUUUAGAGACUCCCACGGCAGAAAUUUUAAUUAUACCCUACCA